Pestalotiopsis fici W106-1 is the source of this 150-nucleotide messenger RNA. RefSeq lists its product as uncharacterized. The transcript has 3 exons. NCBI's taxonomy places the organism in Eukaryota, Fungi, Ascomycota, Sordariomycetes, Amphisphaeriales, Sporocadaceae. Bases 1 to 150 code for a protein of 49 amino acids. Gene Ontology annotation, biological process: mitochondrial electron transport, ubiquinol to cytochrome c. The record is from RefSeq and is a predicted model, not a curated record.
AUGUUGGGUGCCGUCUUUGCUGGCGGUUUCGCUUUCGAGCUCUUCUUCAACCAGGGCAUGAACAAGCUGUGGGACAACACCAACCGUGGCCGCCAAUGGAAGGACAUCCGAAGCAAAUACGUCCAGGCCGAGGACGAGGACGAGGAAUAG